AUGGAGAGUGGUGAGGCCUGCUGCGAGGAGGAAGAUCAACUCAUUGAGCAGCUACCGCCUCCUGAGGCAUUGAAGCUUCCUGUCGUAGUCAAAUACUGGCAGGAAGAUGAAGCAGCUGUUGAGUGCUUUAUAAAAGCUCCUCGGUCUAUACUUACUGCUAUAUCCCAAGCAACUGGAGCACAGGUAGAUAUUGAAGCAAGCAACAAGAGAAUUCGAAUUACUAGCAUGGAGAAAUGGCAAGCUGAGAACGCCAUGGAACGACUUUCGAACGUCCACUCAUAUUUAUCUCUAAUGGUGGCUCCUCAAGUUGCGAACAUCCUCCAUGUAGGAGGUGUUACAGAGUUCAGGCUUAGAAUAGUUCCAUACAGGACAUUGAAUGAAGUUGCUAUCAGACGUGUCUUGGUUGAUGGUCCUGAGUCAAAAUUGAUCAACCACCUGCAUACAAUGUCCGUCACCGUUAUGGAGGUUAUUGAUCCAGACUCUCGUGAACUGAAAGUCCCGAAGAACAUUGCUUUCCCACCACGACUUACAGAGCAACGACGAGGACAGGCCAGCAUCUGGGAUGAUUUCAAGUUUCAACAGCUCGGAGAUGCGUCAGUACUUGCAAACUUGCCUCCCGCCCCGCAAGAAGAUCCAGCCACGGCACUGUCUAUGAAAACCGACUGCGAACAAGAAGAUGAACAAAUUGUUGAACACCCUUGGCUCUCGCAUGAGAAAGCAUCCUUUGUAAACAAAUGGGUUACUGAAGGCGUAAAGGCUGGUGCUGUCGGAACAAACGUCUCCGAACCAAACAGUACUCUCCCCCCUGAACCUUCUGUUGAAGUUGUUGAAGCACCCAAGCUUCCUUCGGGACUAAAAAGACGUCAACCUCUACCUCCGGCUAACGUCCAAACUGCACCGAAAAUCCCACAGCCUAUUGUCGAAAAACCCCUUCAGGAGCCCAUUGUCAAGCAACCCAUCAUUAAACAGCACGUUGUCGAGAAAAUAGACCCGAAGCCGGCUGCAACUCCCAUUGAAGCGAGGGCCCCCAAAGCAACUCCGCAACAUCCGGUUAUCCCUCCUCCUAGGAACAUCCUACCAGAGUCAUUCAAUACCUCAGCUUAUGGUCAUCCAAAGAAGUCGCCCCCACGUCGACCAGGAAACGGAGUUCCAUUUAUGUAUCCACGCCCAAGAGAGUAUGGAAAAUCAACAGGGAGAAGAGCACAGACACUUAUCGAUAUAUCGACAGAUGACACUGAGUUUGUGGCUCCCUCUACGCAAUCAAUGCCGUUUUCUCAGAUAUUGGUUCCGUCCAUUCCUCCUCUCCAGCCCAGGCCUGCCUCACCGGCGGUUGGCUCUUCGGCCAUGACGUCUCCUGGGAUUAUGGGAACCUCCCACUCCUCAGAGCUGCCUACUGAAGAGAACACAGAUUCUGCUAAUGGUUUAUUGUCGAACGAAGAAAGACUUCGAAAGUUAAAGCUCUCCACUAAGGUCUCGUCUAGUGCUUUUGAACUUCUUAGGCCCAAAAUUAUCGACGGGGAAGAAGCCACCAGAGUCUUCCAUCGCACUAUGGGGCAAAAAACACCAGCUCCAGCGGCUUCUGUCAAACGUGAAACAAAAGCUGAGCAAAAAGCAAGGAAACAGGCCGCGUAUUUGGAAGCAUGGGGACCUAUCCCAACACCACCUGCAUCUAAACCUGCUCAAGCCCCUGAACCCAGCCAGUGGAGAAAGGAAAAAACUAUCAAGAAGGAAAAUAUUGAUACCAACAAUGUCAAAGAUCUUUUUGGCUGCCUUAAGCCUGUUUUCGAUGCUAUUCAAUAUUUUACUGGUACAUUGUCUGUGGAAAUUCAACUUGGUCUUAUCCUCACCAACUCGGUGUCCAAGCUUCAUACAGGACGAACGCUUGACCUCAAAGCCUGGAAUUCUCUCUUCAGACCACGACAUGGUCUUCCAGGUCUCACCACGGUGUUCAACCAAUUCUUGACAACUUCUGGAACAGAUAUUGAUUAUUUUUUCGAGCUUGGUGCUGAGGAUGAAUCUGAUACCCAGCCUUAUUUCGAAGAGGAACCCACAACUCGUCAAGUUUGCUACGAAUUUCACUGUCAAACGAAGGAUAGUACUGACAUUGUUAUCGUUAUUGAUGAGUCUGGGGCUGUGACCAUCAAUCGCCCUGAAUUCGUCUUAGGAGCGGCAAAUAUUCAUUUUCCUCUGAAUAUUUGGGACCUUCGAGCCACAGUCAAAGGAACUCAAGAAUAUAUUGCGGCAGCUGAAAGUGGAAUUGCGGAGACUGUCAAAUGCAUCGUUGAUAACUUGUAUAUUCCCCCAGACCGGACAAGAGUUAUCCUAUUUACUCGUGUUCCAGAGGACAGUGCACUCAGGAUCACUAAGAUUCUAAUGAAACGAACCACACGCCACAAGUACACUGGGAAGUAUGUACUUGACAACUCCGAACCGUCGGAUUCCAACUGUGAACAGCCUGUGUUCCUCCAGAUAACUGAAGUCCAGAGAUUGAUUUCUGGUAACAACCCUAUGGACAAAAACGCCAUCCGGGUACGGUCUAUCGGUUCCGAGGCCAUGGUUGAAGGAUCUCGACUCUGGUUCGAAGCGUCUAUUGUCAGCCCGGCUAUUGAAGAAGUCCUCGAAGCAAACAAGAACCUCACUAUUGGAGAACGGGUCAAUUCGUGGCGCUCCGAUGACUUGCUUGGUGCCGAAUCCCAUCUUGGAGGCAACAUUACUGAGACGGACCGACCAGAUGAAUUCUUGACAACUGCUGAGCGAACUAUAGGCUCAUCUGGAAUAGGGAGCCUGUUCCGCGUUGCAAGAAAGGUUGUGGAAAAAAUUGACGUUGUUGGUUGGGCCAACUACACACCUACCAAUUUCAUCCAAGACAAAUACCCAUCUCCAUUAGCUUCUGCUGGAGCCGGCCCAUUUGCUUUCUCCCUUGUUGGAGGUGGCAGAGAAUACGAUGAUGAUGCUAGCAGGAGCGUUACCCCGACCCAGGAUGACCUAGGCCCUUACUGGUAA
This is a messenger RNA of Trichophyton benhamiae CBS 112371, 3003 nucleotides long. RefSeq lists its product as uncharacterized. The transcript has 2 exons. Bases 1 to 3003 code for a protein of 1000 amino acids. The record is from RefSeq and is a predicted model, not a curated record. NCBI's taxonomy places the organism in Eukaryota, Fungi, Ascomycota, Eurotiomycetes, Onygenales, Arthrodermataceae.